AUGUCUCACAUUCAGCAAUUGCCAUCCUAUUUACUUGAUCUCAUUCUUCAAUAUGUUCCAAAACAAGACUGGGCAGAAAGUCGACUCGUUUGUUUAAAGUGGUAUCCAAUAUUUACAAAACGUUUAUUCAAAAAAGUCAACAUAACAUGUAACUCGCGUCUGGAGGCCUUGUUGAGGUUCAAUGCCAUGGCUUUUUCUCGACUGGUUCCAGUGGGAAGCUUCAUCAAAGGUAUCGAAUUACACUAUAAUAAUCAUCAAGGGGGAACAAAAAUACUUUACCAACACUUUGAGCAGUUAGUUCGAUCUUGUCCACAGGUUGAAACUCUGUAUGUUUCUUCCCUUGUGUUCAGCAGCUGCAUAUCAGCCUAUUUACUUUUGAUGGAUGACCAUAUCAAUUGGAGCCUUCGAACAAUACGCGCCGGUUACUUCAAUUGUCUCACUCUAGACCACUAUUACAAGUACAAAGACUCGAUUACGGCCAUGCAUGAGCCAUUUGAUGCUAAGGACUUGCAAUUUAUAAGGCAUUUUCCGUUACUUGAAGAGCUUAUGAUGCCUACCUAUCUUCCUAUGACUGCACUACAAGACUUUUUGCUCAUCUUUGACGUGUGUGCUAAGCUGUCAAAGCUCAAUGCAACGAUAAACAUGGAUGAUGGUUUAAUCACAAUGGUUCCUCAAGAUUCGUAUCCUUCCUUAACGCAUAUAUCAAUUAAAAGUCAAAACUCGUAUAUCCCAAGGGUCAUGGUUAACUAUAUCACCGCAAGAUGUGUCAACCUUUACUCGAUUAUCCUUACCCUAAUGUCUCCAGAUAUACAUAAUGGCCUCAAUGAGACAUAUAAUCAGUUAUUAGGCUUUCUAUUCAGACAGACUAAACCAACAUGUUCAUUAAGACUCGAGUUCAAUAGAGAUGCCGGUGUAGGAGCCCAAGAAGUAGAUGAUAUGAUCUGCGAAUGCCUGAACAGCACAUUCAGGCCACGAUCUAUCAAGGUACACAAUUCACUAAAAAUCAUUGAAAGAGCAUCUAGCUUCAACAGCACAACAUUUACCACCACGCUCGAAAAACAAGAUAAUAGGACUCAGUGCGAGGUCAGGAUGCAUGUAUCUUAUUUUGAUAAGGGUUGCCGAUCGGAUCAAUACAUGAAGAGCUCACCCGUGUACGUCGAUACACUGUCCAUAGAUUGCAUUUAUCGAGACUCUAACUUUCCAGAGGACAUCUUUUUGUUUAUAGCAAAGUGUCGUCGUCUCCAAAAGUUAACACUAUGCAAUAAUAACUUGUAUUCAUUUCAUGGCUACGUCUACAAGACAAUACGAAGCUUACAUAUAUAUGAUACUGGUGUCAGUGUUGGCUUCUUUCGAAGGUUGCCUAAUAGCUGUCCUAAUUUGAAAAAGAUGUGUUUGACAAACAUUAGCGUAUUGCACGAGGAAUCGGGUGAAGUGGGCGGAACAAUUGAGAUGCCUGGGAUCACACUUCAGGAGCUUUCUAUGGAUAUGGGAGCUAAAAGCAAAUGGCUAACUUAUGUAACGACCCAUAAAGGAUGCUCUUGUUUCUUGGUAGAGCCAGAUAAAAGGCCCAAUGAGCUAACGCAUACAGAAGCUGACAUGUUAAAUGGCGAGAUAGCCCUCAAAAACCAAUACCAUAUCUGGUGUCAUGACAUCUUGCAAUUUGAAGAGCACCUUUGUGUUUUGCCAGCCGAUAAAGAUACACCCUGA
Messenger RNA from Rhizopus microsporus ATCC 52813, 1707 nucleotides. RefSeq lists its product as uncharacterized. The record is from RefSeq and is a predicted model, not a curated record. The transcript has 2 exons. NCBI's taxonomy places the organism in Eukaryota, Fungi, Mucoromycota, Mucoromycetes, Mucorales, Rhizopodaceae. Gene Ontology annotation, molecular function: protein binding. The coding region runs from base 1 to 1707 and encodes 568 amino acids.